Arachis ipaensis is the source of this 943-nucleotide messenger RNA. Its product is annotated as CURVATURE THYLAKOID 1A-like protein. Gene Ontology annotation, cellular component: chloroplast thylakoid membrane; thylakoid. NCBI's taxonomy places the organism in Eukaryota, Viridiplantae, Streptophyta, Magnoliopsida, Fabales, Fabaceae. The record is from RefSeq and is a predicted model, not a curated record.
UAUCCAAUAACCUUCAAUCACUUUGGCAAGUAAACAAACAAAGUCGCACCAACCAAAGUUCUAAAUUUUGAUUGUUUUGAGGAUAGAUAGGAACAGGAUCAUCACUCACAAACUCUUCUCAUUUCUCAAGCCACAACACAACAAUAACUUUUAAUAAUGGCGGCGGCUGCCACCACCGUGCUCCUCCAUCCUAGGAUUCCGACCACCACCAACGUUGCACGCUGCUCUGCUUUGCCUUAUCUUCCUCCACGCCUCUCCACCUCCUCCUUCACCACCACCCCUUUGUUCUCAACUUCCCUCAAACACUUUUCAGGGUCCCAAAAACCUUGUCUGCUUCAAACAAGAGCUUCAUCGGAGGAAUCCGGUUCAGUAGACGCGAACGAGUUGUUCACAGAUUUGAAGGAAAAGUGGGAUGCUGUUGAAAACAAGUCCACAGUACUUCUUUAUGGUGGCGGCGCCAUAGUUGCUGUUUGGCUAUCUUCAAUUCUUGUUGGUGCAAUAAACUCAGUUCCCUUGCUUCCAAAGAUUAUGGAGUUGGUAGGGCUAGGGUACACUGGAUGGUUCGUCUACCGAUACCUUCUGUUCAAGUCUAGCAGAAAGGAGCUAGCUGAGGAUAUUGAUGGACUGAAGAAGAAAAUCACUGGAACUGAAUAGAAUGGUAUUGUGAGAUAUAAAUUAAGUCAAGUUGAUCUUGCUGAACACCAUUUGUUUCCAUUUAGUUGUAUCUUCUGUAUAAGAGGCAUAAGUAUCCUUGUUUGAAAAAAUCUCUGAAAAAAGAGGCAUGUGUAUCCUUAAUAUCCCUUUGGUAUAGAAUAGAUUCAUAUCAAUGUCUACUAUCCUUGUAUCAACCCCAUUUUCUUCUUUAAAUCAUGUAGCAAAUUUUAUGUGUAUUCAUUACUCUGAAUACCUCUGAUCUCUUCACUUCUUCUUCCUAUGAAUUUUU